Rana temporaria (common frog) is the source of this 4947-nucleotide messenger RNA. It is a transcript of the gene RBM47, whose product is annotated as RNA binding motif protein 47. Lineage: Eukaryota; Metazoa; Chordata; Amphibia; Anura; Ranidae. The coding region runs from base 1035 to 2804 and encodes 589 amino acids. Gene Ontology annotation, molecular function: mRNA binding. The record is from RefSeq and is a predicted model, not a curated record. The transcript has 5 exons. Gene Ontology annotation, cellular component: nucleus.
GCACUAAGGUAAAGGAAGCUAUUUAGUAAAAAAAUUUGUACCUUUACAACCCCUUUAAAGUCAAGUGAAAUGGAUAGGUUAGAGGUCAAUGAGAUGCCUGUGUAUACUUAUCACUUGUUCUUGGUCGAUGUUCCUAUUGCUGGUAAAGGUUAGUAUCGGGUGUAACAAUAAAAACUUGCUAGGGUAAUCAUUCAUACAUUCACAAUCUGAUCACACAGGACUCUCAGCCAUUGGUGCUAGCAGGUGGCAACAAUGACCUCCUUCUACGGGUAUGUAUGGCUGUAUUUUGUAAUGCAAUGUGAUUUGGAAGAUAUAAAAGUUGUUCAAACUUGUCAGAAAGUCUUCAGUAUGAAAAUCUUACAGGAAUAGUCACAAGAACUGGCAUUGAAUAUGCCUUUAGAUUUCCGCAUACAAGAAAUAGCUUUGGAUACUCUUUGCAUAUUCCAAAAUCAUUUUUUUCUUCCAUUCCCCAGUUCUCUCCAUUCUUUAUCAGAUCAUUGUACUGCCAAGCAAUCCUGCACUUUAUCUAAUCUGCUAGGUAACACUGUUUGCACAACGCCUUGUGCUAGGGCGAAGUUGUUUUGUACCUAUUUCACUCUGCAAUGGGCGCCUAUUAUUCUGCCUUGAAAGGGCAUUAUGUAUAAGAAAUCCCAAACUGUGAAAUAUCAUGCCCGUGAAGUGAUUUUUCCUUUUUUUCUACUCCAAUUCCAAGACCAAAACCUUAUGUCCCUGAUAAUGUUUAAUGUGCUUUUGAAGUGUACUGCUAAUAAGAGAUGUUAAGCCUGCCCCCUCCCUAUCAGCUCCACCCAUGCAGGCUAAUUACAGGUGCCCUGAGCAAAUACCUUCCAAGGAAUGUAAAUGGUCCUUUGCUGCUGACCAAUAAACAUAUGCAUGAGCUACAGACCUUGUGACUGCCAGUGACUCCUCCACCAAAGGUGCAUUGUACUACUGACCUGUCAGCAAGGCUUGAGACUGAGGUAUGGGAAUGCUUGUACAUUAGAAGGUUUCAGCAAGUAUUGCAUGACUUUGGCAUAAUGACAGCAGAGGAUUCUAUUGCUAUGAUGAGUAACGAUUCUUCUAACAUGUCAACCUCAAAGAUCACAGAAGGAGUUGUCGGUUCACCAAAUGAAGCUGCUCUCAUUUCACUUAUGGAACGUACAGGGUACGUGAUGGUUCAGGAAAAUGGACAAAGAAAAUACGGAGGUCCACCACCAGGGUGGGAAGGGCUUCACCCCCCACGUGGUUGUGAGGUUUUCGUUGGCAAAAUACCCCGUGACGUCUAUGAGGAUGAGCUUGUUCCAGUCUUUGAAAGUGUAGGUCGUAUCUAUGAAAUGCGCCUGAUGAUGGACUUUGAUGGAAAGAAUCGUGGAUAUGCUUUUGUCAUGUUCACACUGAAACAUGAAGCUAAGAGGGCAGUCCGAGAACUUAAUAAUUAUGAAAUCAGGCCCGGAAGACUCUUAGGUGUUUGUUGCAGUGUAGAUAACUGUCGACUUUUUAUUGGGGGGAUUCCAAAGAUGAAGAAAAGAGAAGAGAUUCUAGAAGAAAUCUCUAAAGUAACUGAAGGAGUUUUAGAUGUUAUUGUCUAUGCUAGUGCUGCUGAUAAGAUGAAAAAUAGAGGCUUUGCCUUUGUAGAAUAUGAAAGCCACCGAGCGGCUGCCAUGGCCAGAAGGAAAUUGAUGCCUGGAAGAAUCCAGCUAUGGGGUCAUCAGAUUGCUGUUGACUGGGCAGAACCAGAAAUUGAUGUUGAUGAAGAUGUGAUGGAAACUGUCAAAAUCCUUUAUGUGCGGAACCUUAUGAUUGAAACACCUGAGGAUACAAUUAAAAAGGUGUUUGGCCAGUAUAAUCCUGGAUGUGUGGAACGGGUUAAGAAAAUACGGGAUUAUGCCUUUGUGCAUUUUACCAGUCGAGAUGAUGCAGUGCAGGCCAUGAGGAACCUUAAUGGGACUGAACUGGAAGGCUCUUGCAUAGAAGUCACAUUGGCUAAACCAGUAGAUAAGGAACAGUACACACGAUACCAAAAAGCUGCUAAAGGAACAACCCCCACGCCUACCGUCACAGAAGUCACUCAGCCCAAUUAUGUUUACUCAUGUGAUCCAUACACAUUAGCCUAUUAUGGAUACCCAUACAAUGCCUUGAUUGGUCCAAACAGAGAUUACUUUGUGAAAGCAGGCAGCAUAAGAGGCAGAGGGCGAGGCGCAGCAGGCAACAGAGCCGCCCCUGGUCCCAGGGGCACGUACCUGGGGGGAUAUUCGGCUGGCCGCGGCAUUUAUAGCAGAUAUCAUGAAGGGAAGGGUAAACUGCAAGAAAAAGGCUUUGAACUUGUACCCAACCUGGAAUUACCAGCAGUCAAUCCAGUUGCUCUUAAGCCCGGUACAGUUGGCAUUCCCACAAUGGGUAGUAGUCCAUACUCCAUGUUCCAGGCCUCAGCUGCCAAGCUGAUUGAAGAGGGGAAAAUUCAUGGCAUGGAACACAUGCUUAAUCCUAUGACUGUGCAGGGUGAUCCAGUGAGUGCUGCCACUGCAGCAGCUGUUAUGCCUUCAGUGUCAACACCUCCACCAUUUCAAGGUCGCCCAAUAACUCCAGUCUAUACCAUGGCUCAUAAUAUGCAAAGGAUUCCUGCUGCAGGGAUUUAUGGCACAAGCUACUUGCCCAUUGCUGCUCCUACCACAGCCACAUUAGCCGCACUACAAAAGAACGCAGCCGCUGCAGCAGCAAUGUAUGGAGGAUAUGCUGGCUAUAUACCUCAAGCCUUUCCUACUGCAGCUUUCCAGGUCCCGUUGCAUGACUUCUACCAGACUUAUUAAGACUGCAAUCUCUAGAGGAGUUGGAAGGGCUACUGAAGGAACUUUAUAUUUAUGAAGAAAGAACCUAAAGAUAUAUUCUUAGAAGAAUAUUUUAUAUAUGUGAAUUUUUUUUUUUUCAAAAAAGCAGUUUUUAAGAUGGAUGCAUAGGUUUGUUUAUACAUUUCUGCAUUUUUAUGCUUUAACCAUGUAGAUUUAUAUUAUAUGGUUUGGUUGCUUAGGUUUUUAACAAUAUUUACAUAGGCAACAUUACUGGUAUGAAGGUGUGUUUUUUUAUUUUAUUUGUUUUUUUAUAUAUAUAUAUAUAUUUAGAACAUUCUGCACUAGAGAUUUAUCUAUAUAUAUGUUAUGUAGUAGAGUUGAUAAUAAUGUAACUGAAAUGUAUAAGUGUGUAAAAGUACAAGAGCAGCUAUAGCAUAAAGAGUAAAUAUUCCAUAUUUAAAAGAAAUAUAUAUAGAGAGAUUUUAGAAAGGUACUUUAUUUAUAUAGCUGUACUGGAAAAUCUUGGGGAUAACUAGAAAUAUAAAGUUUCUGCCGUGACCUAUAAAUCAUACAGUAUAUUGUUCACUAUAUCAACUGAGCAAGGUGAAGGCUAAUGGCCCUCUGUGGAAUAUUAGCAGAAUAAUUCACAGAGGUUAAGAAGGUUGGUUCUCUGUCAAUACCUGGCUGUAUUACAUUGAACUUCGACAACUUUAAACAAAAGUAUUCUAUGCUGUCAGUGAAAGUAGUCUUAGUAUUGUGUGGUUUGUUAAAUAGGAGUGUCCAAGCAGCAGUUUGAUAUUGUGGGAUAUCAAUUAUCCAUUUUUGGGGGACAAAAACAAAAUGGUAUAUAAAACAACUUGAUUGUAAUGUCCUAUUUGAUUUAUUGACACAUGAGUAGAACAUUUCUGGGCUAAAAUGUAAUGCAGUAGGUCUAUACCUGUGGUAAGUCCCAGACCUCAGUAGAUACUUCUUACUGACAUAUCUUGGAGGGCAGGGCGAAUUCCUAUUGGCUGAGAUGAAAUGUUAGGCUGAUGAAAUGUUCCUUCCCCUGAGGUAAGGCACAACACCAUUUAAACCUUUGGUAUAGACGUAUCCAUGUUUGUAUGUGUUAGAGAGUGUUCUGGUGGUUGGAUAAUUUUGUUAGAUCCAAAUCAUCUAAUUACUCUGGCCAUCUAUAGCUAGAUUCUGGCUUAACACAAUUCGAAUUAUGCAGAACAUGUGAACAAACCACUGUGUGUAUUAUGAUACAUACAAUAUCACUGUGAUAUAUCUAUGUAUUCUAAUGAUAGAGUAUGUUAUAUAUAUAUUACAGCACACUUCUUUAAGUACAAUCAUAACAUCUAUAUAUUAGAGCCACCUAUUUUUAUAAUGGGCAUUAUUGACAUUUAUCAAAUGCAUUCCUUGUAGAAGGUCUAGUUAACACUUGGCAGUUGGAGGAUAGGUGGCGGUAAAAACAGGUGGUUAAGCUGGAUUUGUAUCAGCCCUAAGGCCAUACAGUGAUAUACACAUUCCGGCUUUUAGGGGUUGACACUCAAUGAGAAGGCGUAAUAACGCAUCCUCGCCACCUAUUAAAUGUCCUCCAAAAAGCAAUUUACUGUAGAUUGCUCUUCAGAGAGUUAACACAAGUGUAAACAAACCCUAAGGUCUAAGCUAGGCCCUAGACCUCAUAGAGGAACCUUAAUGCAUUUACUGUAUACCACAUUUUCAAACCUGGUUUGGUAGAAUAUUAACUGUAUAUCAACUUAGGCUGAAGUACUGGAGAUUACUAAUUCCUGCGUGAUACGCAGAUGAAUUUAUCCAACAGAUGGGGCCAAUACAAGGUCAUCAACUGUUAAUAUGAUGCUUUAUAGGAAUUAUAUUUAUUACCUAUGUAUUUUGUUUUGUAAAAACACUGAAACAAAUGAGGGAGACAGCAGAAACUGACUCACAAGUAGACACACUGGGUAGAUGUAUAAAAGUGUUCUGUUAGGGAAAAUUUAUUAAAAGCAAAAAAAAGCUUCUGUAUUGUUAAUAGCAGGUGGUCAGAUUCCAGGUGUCGCUUCUAUCCUGAGAAGUUGGAAUCUGAUUGGGUAUUAUGAGCAACAGAAGCAUUUGUUAGUGCCAACAUUUUUUUUUUAUAAACCUAUUAAUCACUUAAAAUCCUCCUUACUUAAAACUGAAAAAA